AAUUAUUUCGUUUCAGGGAGGAGACUGUGAAGAUUGUUCUAAGUUCUACCAUUACCCGGCUAUAUAUAUACAUGCGUAAUUGAUGAUAGCUAGCUGGCUGUGUGAGUUGUUUAAUUAAGGAAUUGAAGAUGAAGAAGAUAUCAACACUCUGCGGUUUUCACUUGGCUGAACCGCCAUUUCAUCAUCCUCCGUCCUCUGAGCACACUGAUGCUGAAAGUCCUCCUCCUCUGAACGAAGGCAAAACGCUGCAGGAUCACCGACGCCUAUAUCAGGCCGCCAAAACCGGCGACUGGAAAACCGCGAAAGAGAUUCUCGGCGGCAAUCCAGAUUAUGUUCGUCAGAGGAUCACAACCGGAGGGGAAACAGUUCUCCACAUCGCCGCUGCGGAAAAGCACACAUUAUUCGUAAAGAAGCUGGUGGAGAUGCUAGGCGCAAGCGACUUGUUGCUGAAAGACGACAGAGGAUGCACUGCACUAUAUCACGCCGUGACAUCGGGGGUUGUGGAGAAUGCGAAGGUGAUGAUAAAGAAGAAUUCGGAGCUGCUAACAAUCCGGACAUAUGAUGAGAUCAGCCCAAUCCAGUAUGCGGCUUUGUUAGGACAUAAGGAAAUGGUUUCUCACCUCUACAAAACUUACUCACCUUUCGCGGUGUUGCCAUACUGGGAAAUCGAAGACUUUCUCAAGACCAUUAUUCUCAACGAUAUGUACGAUGUGGCAUUAGAUAUCUUAAAGAAGGAAAGAAGUUUAGCUUUCGCCGAAUUCGAAGGGAAUCAAUGCUUGUUAAAUUUGUUAGUUCGAAAGCUCCAAGCACUCACCGACGAAAAGGAAGAAUGGAAUUGGGGAAAAUUUAUUGGGGCACAUGCCUUUACCAAAACAGUGUACAAAGCUAUUCAGGAAAAAUCUUCAGCAAGGAAGAAAGCUUACGAGUUACUUGAAACGAUCUGGGUUGAAUAUCGUAGUUUACCAGCUUGUACGUUUAAGAAUACAAUCAGGAGUCAAGAGAUACUUCACUAUGCUGCAAAAGAAGGAAAUGCUAAGUUUCUGGACAUGAUUCUUCAGAGGAAUCCUGAUCUCUUGUGGGAGCUGAAUGAAAAGGGGCAGAGCAUUCUCCAUGUCGCUGUAUUGCAUCGACAAGAGAAAGUCGUCCAUUAUAUACGCACUAAACAAGGUUAUAAAGAUUUCAUCACUCUCCUCGAAGACAAUGACCGCAACAACAUUUUGCAUUUAGCCGCGAUGACUGCAACAACAUUUCUCAAAGAUCAGGAUGGCUCAUUAUCUCAGAAGGAGAAGAAGAAGGUUAUGCCACAAUCACUUCCCCGGUUAUCCACAGCAGCCCUUCAAUAUGAAAGAGAGAUUUCAUGGUUUAAGGAGAUGGAGAAGAUGGUGCCAAAUUCAUUCCGCGACAGGAUAAAUAAGAAUGAUAAGACCCCAAAGCAAUUAUUUGCAGAAGAGCACAUUUCACUAAGGAUAGAGGGUGAGAACUCCAUUAGAGACACAGCAAGUUCAUGCAUGCUGGUGGCGACCUUAAUCGCCACAGUGGCGUUUGCCGCCGCCUUCACCGUACCAGGCGGUAACAGUGACGCCACAGGCAUCCCAAAUUUCAUAAAACAAACAAGUUUUACGGUUUUCACAAUAUCGGAUGCGGUGGGGAUGAUCUACUCAAUGGUGUCGAUUGUCAUGUUCUUAUCCAUCCUAAUUUUGCGUUACACGGAGGAUAAUUUCCACGUGGCAUUGUCUAGAUUGUUGUUUGGACUGGGGGCACUGUGUGUUUCAGUAGGUGGGAUGCUGGUUGCUUUUACCGCCGCCUUCUUUGCGGUGUAUAACAAGGCAUGGCAGUCGAUUCUGAUUGCUGUGUUUGCGGGUGUGCCCGUGGUGCUGUUUUUGUCCCUCAAUUCUGAGUUGUGGUUUGACUCAAUUUCGUCCUUAUGGCGUAACGUGUAUCUGCGUUACCGCAAUUUGAAGCUGGGGAUUAAAGCUCAGGGCACAUGAGCCACACGCGACACGCCCACACAUAUGUUUCUGUCUACAUGCAUUAUAUUUUAUAGAUUUUAAAAUCAUACUAAAUGUAAAUUGUAUAAGCAAAUUACUACCAAAAUUAAAGUAUGUGUAUAUAUAUUAUUGUUAACUGUGGAUCAACACCCAUCAUCUCCACGUAGCCAGCCAACCAUUUAACCAUCAUCCUUCCUGCAUUCCUCCAUCAUCCAUCAUCCGCACGUUGUCUCCAAAUAGGUCAGAACUUUGGUUGCAGUAAUUGCAUCAUCAUUCAAUAUUAAUCAAUUCAUCA
This is a messenger RNA of Ipomoea triloba (trilobed morning glory), 2283 nucleotides long. Its product is annotated as protein ACCELERATED CELL DEATH 6-like. Bases 129 to 1988 code for a protein of 619 amino acids. NCBI's taxonomy places the organism in Eukaryota, Viridiplantae, Streptophyta, Magnoliopsida, Solanales, Convolvulaceae. The transcript is spliced from 6 exons. The record is from RefSeq and is a predicted model, not a curated record. Gene Ontology annotation, molecular function: protein binding.